UGGGUAAAGUGCGCCCCGGUAUCCGCCCAUAUUCGCGUGAAGGAGGCCAACCUGAGCAGCGAGGCCCGGACGCUGGAUCAAAUGGAAAGUUCAAUCGAUUAAUUUGUCCACUUUCUUUUUUUUUUAUUUGCAUGUUCCCCGCUUGCUUCUGAAACGAGGUAGAACGACUUAAAUGCGGGCGUUUCGCUGUGAAAUAGGAAAUGCAGAGAUCGUGUGAAACGAGAGGAUUAUCAGCUUGACUUAUUUGGUCGCUACUUCGGACGCGGAACUCCACUCUCUAAAAGGUGAAUCAUGACAGAAUAUAAGCUGGUAGUGGUGGGAGCUGGAGGUGUUGGCAAGAGCGCACUUACUAUUCAGCUCAUCCAGAAUCACUUUGUGGAUGAAUAUGACCCCACCAUUGAGGAUUCCUACAGAAAGCAGGUAGUGAUCGACGGGGAGACGUGUCUGCUGGACAUCCUGGACACUGCAGGUCAGGAGGAGUACAGCGCCAUGAGGGAUCAGUACAUGAGGACAGGAGAGGGCUUCCUCUGUGUCUUUGCCAUCAACAACACCAAGUCCUUCGAGGACAUUCACCACUAUAGAGAACAGAUUAAGCGGGUGAAGGACUCUGAGGACGUCCCCAUGGUGUUGGUGGGGAACAAGUGUGACCUCCCGUCCCGGACAGUGGACACCAAGCAGGCUCAGGACUUAGCACGCAGCUACGGCAUUCCCUUUAUUGAGACCUCAGCCAAAACCAGACAGGGCGUUGAUGAUGCCUUUUACACAUUAGUGCGAGAAAUCCGGAAGCAUAAGGAGAAGAUGAGCAAGGAGGGCAAAAAGAAGAAAAAGAAGUCCAAGACAAAGUGUACACUUAUGUGAAUAAUCACCCCUUUUCAAGACAGACUAAAAAAGAAACUAUGUUGAACAGUUAAAGUAAUACAUUUUGUACAUUACACUAAAUUAUUAGCCUCUUUCUCAAUACCCACCAUACUGAAUACUAAACCUGACCCGAUUUUUCUGCCUUUCUGUUAUUUGCUACUUGGACACCAAUAAGCUUUAUUUUCAGUUUAGUGCCAGUUGCCCACAUGUGUUGGUCCAACAGCUUGUUUGAUCUUUAUAGGAUGAUGUUGAUUUGGAUAAUUUUCUAGAACUGCUGAGCUGUGAGUAAAUUUCAUCACAACUCAGGUAUGACAAAUUAUUCAGUAACAACUUGGAGUUUUGUUUUUUUUUUCUUUCCUUUGCUUGAAAGGUCUUGACCUGCAAAAAUUCUCUAAUGCCCUUUGAAAUAUGGGAUGCCAAAGAAUUAAUUUUCAUCCCAAUCACAUAGACAAAACAGACAUGAAGAAAGGACCAACAUUCAGCCAGAUGAGAUCCAAAUGUCCCAGCCACUGUGUAAUGUCCCCAUCUCUAAUGACCUCUAGGUAUGACUUAGUUAUGUCACUGAUAUAAGUAUGCAUGCAAACUCCUACUCUUCUCCGAAUGUUUUAACACCCUAAUUAGCUAUUAAUUAAUUUUGCAAUUUGUCAAUGCUUUGUAUUGUGUGGGGAGUGAUUUCUUGCCUACAUGAGACGUUUGUUUUUUCUUUUUUCUUUUUGCAUGCAUUGUGUCCUAGAUGGCAUGGGUAUUGCAAACUGCCUCUGGUUGAUACAUUUAACAGAGCUAGCAACGAGGAACUCUGACCCAAGUGGACAUCAAAUAAUCCAGUUUUUCAGGUUUAUAAAGUAAUCAAUGUGUUUUUGCUUCGUAUAUGACACAAUUUAAAGAUCCAUGAUGUUCCAGAUUUUACCGGUUUUGUGAUAUAAAAAUGUGACUAGCAGCCAGGUUCUGUGUUGGUCAGAGUCAUUUUAUGUUGCAAGGAUUCAUGCCUCGUCACAAGCUAAUGUUGAACAGCUUGUUAAAUAUUUCCUGCUAUGCUUUAUGCUAAGACUCGACUGCAGGAUUGUUUUAAUUCAUCCUGACAAGAACCAUUUCAUCGCUAUUUGUUACAAGCAAUCAAAGGCAGAAUUCACCUGUGAACGUCGACCUCAGCGAACGGCGUCAUAUUCAAACAGAAUGCGGACAUUUUCACCCGCUUAUUAUUCAAUGUUUGUUAAAUUUGAGGAUGUCUGAUGCUCCAGUAGCUGACCCCUAGAGGUGUCACGCCUUCCACUUUUUCCUAAGCUGACUCGUUUGCUUGUGACUGGCUAGAAAGCAGAAUGCAUCUUUUAAACAGCUUUCAGGAAUAUUUCUCUUGGUGUGGUGUUGGAGAUUGUUCAAAAUGUUGUUCAAAUGGAUUUUCAAAUUCUUCCCUUUUUUUGAAAGAGUUUUUGCAUUAAUUCCCCAAAGUGUUGAAAUUGUUUGGUGGGCUGCCUUUCAACAGAAAUGAUUGUCCAGCGAGAUAAUUUGUCAUUUUCUCUCACAAAGCUUGUGUAUCGUGGUGAUGUAACUGGAACUGAUGUUUGUAAAUUAGGCAAUAAUUGCCAUAAAAUUGUUUUUUAGACAAGAUUGUCUGAAUUUAUAAAAAAAAAAAGUCCUAGUUUCUUUGGUGGGUCAACCUGUAUUUCACCUUUUCCAUCAUAUUUACAAGCUGUUCCCCUGGGGAGUUUUAUUUGCCUUUUAUGUUUGCAUUAGGUGCUACAUUUAGACGGUAGAAAGAGCCGAGACAACAUUUACUUUGUCUGUGUGUGCUCAUGAAAUACACAAAAUGCUGUUUUUAGGGGAGUAAUGUUAUUGACUCAGAAAAUCCAGACAUGAUACAUUUUUCUUUCAGGAUUAAUGAAUUUUGACCCAGUUUAUUAUUACCUCGUUUUUUUUUUUUUCAUGAAGUAGAUAAUAACUGUUAAUGCAAUUUUAAUUAUGGAGCCCUCUUGUUAACAAUACUGUUUCAAAAGUAGUUUUAUGUUCCUCUUCCUUUAUUGCGUGCCAACAGCUGAUUUCUGAAAUGUAUCAUUUAUACCUUGAUCGUAUUUUAACAACCUUUGUAUAGUUGUGAUACUGAAAGGUGCAUAUUUUGUAAAUUGUGCUUCAUUUCGUUGGUGUGUCUAAAUGAAUGUUGCUUUAAUGGAGUUUCACUCCGCUCUGUGUAUGUGACUAGAGAGUGUGACUGUGUCCAGGUCUAGGGAAGUGAAUGAAUGACCACUUUACAACACGCCUGUUGUGGGGAGUGUAGAGUGGUGAUCUGAUCUCAAAUGAGUCUAUUUUUUGCCAUGAAUCUCACCACUCCUAUUUAAUGUGUAAUAAAGAACAAAGUAAAGCGGAA
Thunnus maccoyii (southern bluefin tuna) is the source of this 3217-nucleotide messenger RNA. RefSeq names its product v-Ki-ras2 Kirsten rat sarcoma viral oncogene homolog (gene kras). NCBI's taxonomy places the organism in Eukaryota, Metazoa, Chordata, Actinopteri, Scombriformes, Scombridae. Gene Ontology annotation, cellular component: plasma membrane. The transcript has 5 exons. Gene Ontology annotation, molecular function: GTPase activity; GDP binding; GTP binding. Gene Ontology annotation, biological process: Ras protein signal transduction. Bases 292 to 858 code for a protein of 188 amino acids. The record is from RefSeq and is a predicted model, not a curated record.